Messenger RNA from Drosophila serrata, 7101 nucleotides. It is a transcript of the gene larp, whose product is annotated as La related protein. Gene Ontology annotation, biological process: positive regulation of translation; mRNA stabilization. NCBI's taxonomy places the organism in Eukaryota, Metazoa, Arthropoda, Insecta, Diptera, Drosophilidae. Gene Ontology annotation, cellular component: cytoplasmic stress granule; cytosol. The record is from RefSeq and is a predicted model, not a curated record. Gene Ontology annotation, molecular function: RNA cap binding.
UGUUAAGAUUACGCCGAAGACGUCGUGUGGAUAACAGCUGUUCGCUGUUUGUGACGCCCUGGAAGCGCACUACCACCCUGUUCUUUUUCUUUUCGACCGUAGAACCACAUGUCUGGUAACCGAGAUUUUGAUUUUCUUUUCGGCGGUAUAAUGCACCAGUUAAUUGACUAAUUGCGAUUAAUUGACAAGAUCCAAGUGCACGGCGACGACGGCAAUUGACAGUUUAUCGCGACCAACGACAAAUUGAGUGUGAAUCGCAUUUCGGGCAAAAAUAAUAUCGUAACGUUCUCCCCCGACCAGCGCGUGAGUGAGUGCGAGCGAGACGCAGCGGUAACGGCAGCGAGAGCGAGUGAGUGAGCGAGCGAGCCAGUGUGCGAAGUGUGUGUGCGCGAGGAAACCCGCAAAAGUAAAGCAACAAUAACAACACACGCACGCACACACACAAACGCGAGCGUGUAAGCAGCCCAAAGUGCGUAGUGUGUAAAAGCGAAAAGCAUAGAGAAAAGUGAGCGUACAAAAACACGGAGCGGAAUUUGUGUAUCAAAAAUCUGAUUGCCGAUUUGAAUUCAAUUCUCUGAUUUUCUGUUCGGAAGCCGUUCGAUCGCCCAUCGAUUAUACACGCAUCCCCGUUGACAAGGCCCGGAAGCAGCCAAGAGUUUUCCCGUCUCCCAAACAACGAGGAUCAGCCGCUGAAGAGAACCGGAGCAGGAGCAGCACAUCUGCUGCCUACUCUGGAGAAGAACCUGACAUCAAGACAGACGGAGUAGCUGAAGCAGCCACUGAGCUACAGAGGAGCAUGUCCAGCAAGGAGGAGACGCCCUCUACGGGUGGAGCCGCAGCAGCAGCUCCUGUGGCCGCCGCUACCGGCAGUGCCACCACCUCGUACGCCAAUGUGGUGCAGAAUUUGGACACCAAGAAGGCCGCCAAUACGCCAAGCACCACCGUCAACGCAUCGACCUCUGCUUCUGCCUCCGUGGAUAACAAAGAGAAUCAGCCAAAUCUAAAGAGCUUCAAGUCGUGGAGCGAGGAGGCCGCAGCCGCCGAGGCAGCCGGUGAAUCCAUAACCAGCAGCGUCAGCUUGGCCCUUGCAGGUGAAAAGCGUGCCGCCGCCUCUGGAGGAGAUAACACCGCUGAGAACUCUUCGGAACUGGACGAUAACAAUGACUUUGUGCCGGUACUAUCCCACCAUCGACGCGAUCGCAAAAAGGCGCGCAAGGAAAAGCCACGCGAACAGCCGCAGACCGGAGGCCGUGGCGAUGGUCAGAAAUCCCAUCAGGCUGGCAGACGUGCCCCUGGAUCCUCGGAUCCCGAUCGCAAGCAGACAGUAAGGCCUCGGGCUUCCCGUGGCGGAAGUCCUCGCAAAUUGGGACCUGGAGCUGGAGCUGGAUCGGUGGCCGGUGGAGCAGCUACAGCUGGAGCUGGAGCUGCUGCAACUGCUGCCGGUAAUGGCGGCCCGAAAGUACACAAGGAUCGCAAGGACACUUCGCCAAGUGCCAGCAUCGAGGGAGCAGGAAGCAGCGGCACUGAAACCAAGUCGGGUGAUGGAGAUCAGCCGGCCGGUGGUGAGAAGGGAGCUGCUGGAGCAGCUCCGCCACCCAAACGAUUCAUUGCCGCACCACCGCCCAAGGUCAACGCCUGGAAGAUAUCGGCUAAACAAUCCGGCAGCCCCAAGGCAGGAACCUCUCCAUUGGACAAACGUGUUUUGCAGCCCAAGGCACAGCAACAACAGCAAUCCAAGCAGACUGCCAGCAGCAACAACAACAACGCACAGAAUAAAAAGACACAACAGCAACCUCAACAGGGAGCAGCAGCAGCAGCAACAACAACAAACACACAGACAACGACAGGAGCAGCAAGCACAGCGGCACCAUCAACAUCAUCAGCAGCAGCAGCAGCAGCAACACCGACAACAUCGGCAGCAGCAGCAGCAACAGCAACAGCAACAACUGAAACAGCAACAACCACUGUUGAUGCGACUCAGGCAGAUGCGCUAGCUAAAGUUGUAAAGGACAAAAGGAAGGUCAACCAAAAGGCUAGCGACUUUAGCAACGUUGGUGACUGGCCCACGCUAAUCGGUGGAAUUUCUGGCAGUGGCAAAGCCCCCAGCAACGAACCCAAGCGAAACCCAACGAAAAAACAGCAGCCAGCCAAAGCAGCCGCAGCCAGCAGCAACACAAGCACUCCAAGUGAAGUUGCAGCCGAUCCUAACGCCACCGCAGCAACCACCAACAGCAGCAACACUACAACCACCAGCAGCAACAGCAACAGCAACAGCAAUAGCAAUAGCCAAGCAACAGCCACAGCCGCUCCUGUUGCCAGCACGAGUCAUGAUGCCAAAGCCCAGCGAGACGCUGAACCAGCAACCGAUGCUGCUCCAGCAGCUGCUGGCUCCACUGCCGGGCCUUCCCUCACCAAGAAGCUACCCAAGCACAAGUGGCGUCCGCUGCCCAUCGAUCUGGCCAAGUCCAGUCGCCCUAAACCGAUUGGCGGCCGGCCAAACCGCCGGCUCAGCGAUGAUGGCACCGACCAGCGCCGUCCGCCGCGCUCCUACCACGAACGUCAGUCAGCUGCAGGAGCAGCGGGAGCAGACUCGCGGCAGCCAAACGCUGGCCGCCAUCCGUACGUCCCACGCUCAGCGACUGCUGCGUCCGAGCGCGUGGAUUCCUGGCGUAGCAGCGGCAGCACCGCAGCCUUCGAUGAGCAGCGCUCUGGAUCAGCGGGUGGUGCCGGGUCAGCAGCGGGAACAGCGGCAGCCGCUGGAUCAGCAGCGCGCGGGCCGCGUCGCUUCCGGACGCCGUAUAGGGGCGGGCGGCAAGGCCGGGGCGGAUUCGCCCGACAGGGACCAGGUCGUCCGACUCAUCGCAUACCACGCCAUCUGCUAGCUUCGGGCGAGUAUGCCAACUAUUUGCCAGCGGACGCUGCUGGCGCCGACUCCUCGCAGUCGUCAUAUGUGCUCAUGGGCACCCACUACUUUGGCAAUGUGCCCGCCUACAUCGAAAUGGACGCCAAUGCCGUCAAGGAGGCCAUCAAGAAGCAAGUUGAAUACUAUUUCAGCUCCGAUAAUCUUACCGGCGACUUCUUUUUGCGCCGCAAAAUGGACCCCGAGGGCUAUAUCCCAGUGACCCUGAUUGCCUCGUUCCAUCGCGUUCUCGCCCUGACCACCGACGUGGCCUUGAUUGUGAACGCCAUUAAGGAAUCGGAUAAAUUGGAGCUCUUCGAGGGCUAUAAGGUGCGCACCAAGACGACACCGACCGUUUGGCCCAUCAGCGAUGUGCCAGACAUUCAGGAAGGGGACCCAAAGGCUCCACAGCUGGAGAAGGAGCAGUCGGAGAAGCUGGAGGAGGAUCAAGAGAAACUGGAGGAGCAGACUGAGGCUGGAUCUUCGCCGCCACCCAUUCUCACAUCGGCGAUGGCAACGAAGCCGCUGAGCAGCAUUCCGCCGCCGCCGGUGCCGCGCAAUUCCCAGAAUCUGAUGCCCAAGAUGCUGCAAGAGAAGCAGCAGCAGCCAAGAUCAACGUCGACCAUUGCCGCUCUCAAUUCGGUGAAUGCGAUUAGUGCUUUGACCCAACAUGUGGAGGGUGGUGCCGCCGAACUGGCUGGACACUUGAGUGGCCUGGCGGAGAGUGUGAAUCCCAAGUCGACACCGGAUAAUAAGAGGUCGGCCGCUGGCGGCGGCAAGGGAGCUGGGGCAGCAGUUGCUUUGGUGGCGGAGCCGGAGGGCAUGUGGAAAGAGGUAAAGAGACGCUCCAAAACAAAUGCUAUCAAAGAAAACGCUACUAAAUCAGCCAACAACAACACGUCAACACCACAACAACAACAGCCACCGCUUUCACAAACGCUCAACAACAACAACAAUAACAAUGAUAAUGUUAAAACGAACAACACCUCGUCCACGUCCAAAUCCUCGUCCACGUCCACGUCCAACGCCACAUCCAACGCCUCAUCAUCCGCCACUGUGUGUGUAACCACGAACAAUGCUUCCUCAGCCACCAAAGCAACCACCAAUGCCACAAAAACCACCAAAACAACCACUUCCACCGCCACCGCCACCGCCACCACCACAAACAACAACAUCAAAUCUGGCAAUGCUGCUUACUCCAAUACCCACUCCAAAUCCUCAUCCAAAACAGCUGCUGCGCCAUCCGCUCAGUGCCAUGCCGAAAAGGAAGAACUAGACUUCCAGUUUGACGAGGAGCUAAUGGACCCCCUACCCCCUGGAACCGGACGUAUCAACAAUUUCACCGAGAACUUUUCUGACGACGACGAAUCCGACUAUGAGUUUGCCGACCGUGACAUCAACAAGCUGCUGAUUGUUGCCCAAGUGGGCAGGGCACCCAAACACGAGGGCUACGAUCGCACCGCUGACUUUACAUCUCGCACCAAAAUCACCCAGGAUCUGGAGAACAUCAUCAACGAUGGGUUGGUUAACUACGAGGAGGAUCUGUGGACCACCACCAAUGUGGAGCCCGAUUACAAGACUGUCAAAGUGAUUUCCCAGGCUGACUUUGAGAAACUAGCUGGUGGGCGUGCUAAACCGGCGGUGCCACAACAAUUGGCACCCCCACCGCCGCCCUUCGAUGAGCAUGACCUAGAUGAAACCCUUGUGGGUGAUACUACCCUCAACUCUACGCUGAAUUCGACACUGAAGUCUCGACGUGCCCGCUUUUAUGCUGCUCCAAAUUCCCACUCGAUCGAUCCCCGCACCCCAAGGAAGAGGAAACUCCGUCACACCGCCAAUCCACCUGUGGAGGCUCAUGUCGGUUGGCUGCUCGAUACCGUGGAGCACCGUCCGCGCACCACAUCCAUGGGAUCUUCGGCGGGCACAUCGCCCACUACCUCGUCAUACGGAUCCUUUGGCUCAUCGGUGCCACAGUCGCUACCCAUAUUCCAGCAUCCGUCACAUGCGCUGCUCAAGGAGAACAACUUCACCCAGCAGGUCUACCACAAGUACCACUCCCGCUGCCUGAAGGAGCGCCGGCGCUUGGGCUUCGGACAAUCGCAGGAGAUGAAUACCUUGUACCGCUUCUGGUCGUUCUUCUUGCGCGAGAACUUUAACAAGAGCAUGUACAACGAGUUCCGUACACUGGCGCUGGAGGAUGCCGGCAAUGGGUUCCGCUAUGGUCUAGAGUGCCUUUUCCGUUUCUUUUCGUAUGGUCUGGAGAAGAAGUUCAGGCCGAAUGUCUAUCAGGAUUUCCAGGACGAGACUGUCGCCGAUUAUGAGACAGGUCAACUGUACGGCCUUGAGAAGUUCUGGGCCUUCCUGAAGUACUACAAGAACGGCGAGAAGUUGGAGGUGCAGCCCAAGCUGGCGGAGUAUUUGAAGAGCUUCAAGAAUAUCGAAGACUUCCGUGUGGUGGAACCGGAGAUCAAUGAGAUGUUGCAGGGAGUGGGCAGCCUUAAUCCUGGUCGCCAACUCAACAGACAUCGCAGUGUGUCCGAAAGCGAUGGCACGGCUGUGAUUACAGCCGGCGGUCGUCGCCUCAACACCACCAUCACCAACCGCAGCGACUAUGUGGGUAGGCUGCUGCAGCAGCAGCAGCAGCAGCAGCAACAACAGCAACAGCAGCAUCACCAGCAACACCAGCAUCAGCAGGGAUAUGGCGGUUACAAUCAGCAGAACCGACGACGCACUGGUUCCUUUGGCAGCAGCACCGUGCGCAUUCGCAGCGGUUCCCUGGGCAACAAGCCGCAGGUGGUGAAUCGCAAUCAGGGAUCGCAGCACGAGUUGCGACGCGGCGGCAGCAAUACUGGCCUGGCGCCACACAAACGACAGCAGCAGCAAAAGCCCAAGCCCGGCGUAGGAUCACAGACAAACGCUGGUCGUGCCAGCACAUCAGCAGCUGCGACAGCGGCAACCACAUCCUCAGCGUCAGCAGCAGCAGCAACAUCUACAACAGCAGCAACAACACCGGCGGUCACGGUAUCGGGCUCAUCGUCGUCGCAGAAGUAAUUACACGACAAUGCAGAGAGACAGUUUUUUGAUGAUUAGGCUUAGGUUAAAAUUUACAACUUAGUUUUCAGGGGGCACUCGUAUUUGCAUUGCUCUCCAACACACUCUUUUUGUUUAUUCAUUCUUAUUAUUUUUAUUAUUUUGUAGUAUUCGAGUCAAGCGUAAUGUGGGAACAGUCGUGUUAGCUUUUAGCAUAAUUAAGUGAAAUUUUUGAAAUUUGUUUAUUGCAAUUUGCUUAGCGCGUUGGUUUAGUAGUUACGAUUCUUUCAAAUUGUUUGUUUGCUCGCAUACCCUCGACUAAAAACAACAAAAAGCUAAAAAAAUAAUGGUUGCUUACAAAAUGCUCAAUGUUUGUUGUUAGCACACACUUACACACACCCAAAAAACACACACACAGCGGGGUCUGUCUGCUUUGUACCAGUGCCAACCAGCCAUGAUCUUGAAAAGUUAACGAAACGAAAACGAUUACCCUUAUUUUUUGUUUUGUUUUUUGAUUAUUCCCCUUAAUUAAUAUUAUUAUUUUUAUUUUGUUGGUUUGCGAAACAAAAAUCAAAGGCAAAAGAUUUUCCUAAUUAGAGCAGCGUUGUUAGUUGACGUAAUGCCAUGAACUGUUGUACUAUAUACGAUUAAAGUUAAUAACCAUAACGAAUAACCCUAUGCAAAUACUACCUAACGAGAAAUCUGAAUAGAAAUCAAAACGAAAUUGAUACGCAACACAAAACCAAAUGAUCUUAAUGCAAAUACAUUUUGUAAAUUACAAAGAUGAUGCAUAUAUCUAUAUAUACGGAAAAUAUAUAUAGCGCAAUGGCACAGUGAGACCACACAUAUGCAUAUAUAGACAUAUAUAUAUAUAUAUAUAUAUAAAGGAAUAUGAUCACUAACUUUAUAUUAUUAUUGUUUAUUUUUUCUGUGUCAUCUGACCUAAGCGCAAAUGUAAAAUGUUGUAAGAGAGGCAACGAGAACGAGAACUUGUAGUCCUUAACCCAAUGGAGGCAUGCGGGGCUCAAGUGCCAGCGAAUUUUAGUUAUUUAAGCAUUUACCACAAGCAAGCAAGUCCAGCGCAGCCGCAAAAGGAUUAGGAAUAGGAAUAGCUUAGCCGUGCUCUAGCCCUUGCCCUUGCACUGCCCACUCCACCACCCCCCUUCCCAGUC